AUCUUUUAUUUUUGCAUACAGAGUUAAUUUAGCCCUCAAAUCAAUUCAAUUAUUUUUCUAAAUUCAUCCAACCCCUCCAUCUAACUCCAUUUUUUUAAAAACAUAUUCCAGAUCGGGUCGGAAGAAUUCGGAUAUAUGUAUAUAUUUUGCAUACAUAGAAUUUUCGAGAAAUUUCUAAAACAAAAUUCUCUACUGUUCUUGUUCUCUUUGUAUUUCGUCAUUCUAUUUUCUCGUUCUUCUUCUCUGUUUCUUAUUAUCUCAGACUACUAUCUAAUUUCGGUUUGACCCUUUAUCAUUUUCCCUCGUACGGUCACAUAACUAUUCUAUGAAGAUUGCUGAAAAAACCAGAAGAUGAAAAAAUAUGGCACCCAAGCGAACCAAAAGAAAGUCUCCGUCCCCCGAUCCACAAGGAAUGUUCGCCGGUAUGACGGUUUUCUUAAUCGAAGAUGGCGUCCAGUCUCUUCGUUUACAGAUUUGGAAGCAAAAGCUGGUACAAAUGGGAGCUAAGGUUGAGACUCAGUUGUCCGAAAAAGUCAGUCAUGUUUUUGCUAUCAGCUCAGAUGCUCUUUUUCACCACGUCGAUGACGACCGAUUGGCUCGCUUCAAAGGGCAUGUUCUUUUGUAUCGGUGGUUGGAGGAAAGCUUGGCAGCUGGUGAAAAGGUUUCUGAGGAUUUCUACAUUCUGAAAGUGGAUCCUGAAGGGUUCGAUAUAUUUGACAAGAGUUUGAAGCCUAAACAAGCCAACAGGAAUUCUUCCAGCUAUGAUGAACAUUCACAUUGCAAAAGAAUCAAAUCCUCACAUGAGGAGAUAAAACAAACUAAUGAAGAAAAGAAAGGGGAUAUAGAAACUAACUCUGUAUCUUGGGCAUCAAAUACUGAGCCCCACUCUCCCAGCUCCCUAACUAGCAGUCCUGGAAUCUCUAGUACUCAAGAUAAGGAUGUUGGCAUGCAAAUGUCUUUUCAGUACAGUCCGCCAGAUUUAAACAAGGGCAUUACAGAGAUAUUUGGGAAACUUGUCAACAUAUAUAGAGCGCUGGGUGAUGACCGAAGAUCAUUUAGCUACUACAAGGCUAUUGCAGUUGUUGAGAAGUUGCCCUUUAAAGUUGAAAGUGCAGAUCAGGUAAAAGAUCUGCCUGGAAUUGGAAAGUCAAUGCAAGAUCAUAUUCAGGAGAUAGUGACUACCGGAAAGUUAUCAAAGUUGGAGCAAUUUGAAACUGAUGAGAAGGUAAAGACAAUAACUUUAUUUGGUGAAGUUUGGGGAAUUGGUCCAGCUACAGCCCUAAAAUUAUAUGAGAAAGGACAUCGUACAUUAGAUGAUUUGAAGAAUGAAGAUUCUUUAACAAAUGCUCAAGUGAUAGGAUUGAAAUAUUUUGAUGAUAUUAAGACAAGGAUCCCACGGCAUGAGGCUCAAGAGAUGGAAUUAGUUUUACAGAAAGCAGCAGAAGAUAUCAUACCUGGGAUGGUUGUUGUAUGUGGGGGAUCAUAUAGACGUGGAAAAGCUUCCUGUGGAGAUUUAGACAUUGUAAUUACACAUCCUGAUGGAAAAAGCCAUAAAGGUUUCCUGCAAAAUUAUGUCAAGCGGUUAAAAGAGAUGAAGUUAUUAAGGGAAGAUUUGAUUUUUAGUACCCAUAGUGAAGAGGGUACUGAUUCAGGUGUUGAUACAUAUUUUGGUCUUUGCACUUAUCCUGGACGAGAGCUCAGGCACCGCAUAGACUUUAAGGUAUAUCCGAGGGACAUAUAUGCAUUUGGACUAAUAGCAUGGACUGGGAAUGAUGUGUUAAAUAGAAGGUUGAGACUGCUAGCAGAAUCUAAAGGAUAUAGACUUGAUGAUACAGGUCUGUUUCCAGCUACGCAUGGUUCAGGCGGUAAACGGGGUUCAAGAGGUACCGCAAGUCUGAAAUUGGAGACAGAGAAGGAGGUGUUUGAUUAUCUGGGAUUUCCAUGGCUUGAACCUUAUGAAAGGAAUCUGUAAAGAAGCGUAGUUGCAUGAAUUUGUGAUGCAGGUAUGCUGCAAAACAUUUCAUCCAUAGGAGACAGCAAUUCAAGUUUUGCCCUACUGUGGAGGUAGCUGAAUGCUGUCCAGUUUGGAGGGUUUUGGUGAUAGAUUCGUGUCCAUCAGCACUCCAUUCUUGCUGCCUCGUUUUGUUUCUGCGUCACAGCCUUGUUUGGCAAAACUAAAGCAUAUUUAUGUACAUUAAUUCCCUUGUAAAUGGCAGUACACAAUCCAGAAAAUGGUUGUUGCUUCUAAUUCUCACACAACCAAAAACCCAUAAUUAGACAACAUUUACGUUCUUUAAUCGGUUACCAGGCAUGAAAAUAAA
Gossypium raimondii (Peruvian cotton) is the source of this 2321-nucleotide messenger RNA. Its product is annotated as DNA polymerase lambda. Gene Ontology annotation, biological process: double-strand break repair via nonhomologous end joining. The transcript has 14 exons. Gene Ontology annotation, molecular function: DNA-directed DNA polymerase activity; DNA binding. Gene Ontology annotation, cellular component: nucleus. Lineage: Eukaryota; Viridiplantae; Streptophyta; Magnoliopsida; Malvales; Malvaceae. Bases 362 to 1972 code for a protein of 536 amino acids. The record is from RefSeq and is a predicted model, not a curated record.